This is a messenger RNA of Anolis sagrei ordinatus, 2436 nucleotides long. It is a transcript of the gene HSDL2, whose product is annotated as hydroxysteroid dehydrogenase like 2. NCBI's taxonomy places the organism in Eukaryota, Metazoa, Chordata, Lepidosauria, Squamata, Anolidae. Gene Ontology annotation, cellular component: mitochondrion. The record is from RefSeq and is a predicted model, not a curated record.
CCUAAUGGCGGAGUGGGCGGGGCCCGAUUGUUGCGUCCUUUGCCCAGUGGCUGAAGGUUCCGAGCGCGGCCUCCUCCUCCUUCCUUCCUCUCGGGCUCCGGCCCCGCUCUCUGCCGCGCUCCCGCCUUCCCUCCCUCCCUUCCUGCCCCUUUAUCACCUCCGGACCCGGAGAUGCUGCCCAACACGGGGAAGUUGGCAGGAUGCACCCUCUUUAUCACGGGUGCCAGCCGUGGUAUUGGAAAAGCGAUUGCCUUGAAAGCGGCAAAGGAUGGGGCUAAUAUUGUGAUAGCUGCAAAGACAGGAGUGCCACAUCACACACUCCCAGGGACCAUCUACACUGCUGCAGAAGAAAUUGAAGCAGCUGGAGGGAAAGCUUUACCCUGUAUUGUUAACGUGAGGGAAGAAGAUCAGAUUAUUGAUGCAGUCGACCAGGCUGUCCAGAAGUUCGGAGGGAUAGAUGUUCUUGUGAACAACGCAAGUGCUAUCUCUCUGACUGGCACGCUAGAAACGCCUACAAAGAAAGUGGACCUUAUGAUGAGUGCCAACACCAGAGGAACUUACCUCACAUCAAAAAUCUGCCUUCCAUAUUUGAGAAAGAGUAAGAUCGGUCAUAUCCUUAACAUCAGCCCUCCAAUAAAUUUAAACCCACUGUGGUUCAAAAAUCACUGUGCUUAUACCAUUUCUAAAUAUGGGAUGUCGAUGUGUGUGCUGGGAUUAUCAGAAGAAUUUAAAGGUGAAGUGGCAGUUAACGCAUUAUGGCCUCAAACAGCUAUCUAUACCUCUGCAAUGGAUAUGUUGGGAGGCGCUGGCGUAGAAAAACAAUGUAGGAAAACGGAUAUUCUGGCAGAUGCUGCAUAUUGUAUUUUAACAAAGCCCAAAAGUUUCACUGGGAAUUUUGUUAUUGAUGAAAAUUUGUUGAGAGAAGAAGGAAUCAAGGAUUUUGAUGCAUACGCGGUGGCCCCAGGACACCCACUGCUACCGGAUUUCUUCUUGGAUGUAGACCCGGAUACCCUAGCGAUGAAAAUGGAAGCGCAAGGAGCUUCUCCAGCAUUCAAGGAUGGAAAAAAACAAGAUUUAAUGAAGCAUGAAGGUCCUAAGUCUGAAAGUCAUGACAAAGUUAAGCAUCAUGUGCAUUUUGCUGCAGAAAACGCAGCCGGUCCUGUAGCCGAAACAUUUAAGAUUAUCAAAGGGGCAAUUAGCGAUGACGUUGUCAAAUCAACCCAAGGAGUUUAUCGGUUUGAAUUGUCGGGUGAAGAAGCAGGAACGUGGUAUAUUGAUCUUAAAAACAAAGGUGGUAGUGCGGGAAGUGGAGAACCACCCGGAAAAGUGGACGUGAUCAUGAACAUGUCUAGCAGUGACUUUGUAAAAAUGUUUUCAGGGAAACUGAAGCCAACGAUGGCUUUCAUGUCCGGAAAGCUGACAAUCAAGGGUGACAUGGCCUUAGCAAUCAAGUUGGAAAAAUUGAUGGGCCAGUUUAAUUCCAAAUUGUGAAGUUAAAAUGGGGGUGGUUUGUGUGCCACAUUCAGCAUUCAAUAAAUAUGCUGUGCUUUGCCGUUAAAAAUGCCAGUGCUUGCUUUUAAACGUAUGAUUAUGCUUGAGACAUGUAUGUCAGAGAUGUGCCUUUUCUGUGUUUCUAAUUUGACACAGAUUGAAAUUCCUGUUGAUUAAAGUGACAAAUAGAUUUUGGGAAGUUUUUUUAGGAUUGGUAGGCUUUUCUUUUCUUCUUACGAGAACCAAUGCAACGUAAUUUGCACCAAUACAUUAAAUUCAAGGUAAUCAUAUGCCCCAUUUCCAUCCAUUUUCCUUUUUCUAUCUUAUCAGUUAAUUUCUCUUGAAAUUAAUGCACUAGUGAGCACAAAAGAUACAUUGCACUGAUUUGACUAAUUAUAAAUGGUCUAGAAUUUUUUGUCAAAAAAUCAACUGCCUGAGUUUGUCUUUUGUCUCAGAAAUUUGUUUCUUCAUUCCAGUGCUUUGAAAAGCCCAGGCCUGGAGUGAUAAACCUUCCUGCUGCAUAGAAUUAGAAAAACUGAAAUCCUGUUGACAUCAGUUCAGUGCUCCAGGGUUUGCCAGCAAAUGAAUUGCCUCGAAGGCACUUCGGUGAUUUUGGUCCUAUUAUUGAUGCUUUGAAAGCAUAGGUGCCUUUUCAGGUUGGAUAUUUCCCCCUUCCCUUACCUUCUGUGCAGGUUUACAAUUACAGAUCCAUUUAUUUCCUUAAGAAAAUGUAACUCUCUGGAGUCAGGUUCCUGGCCUCGGGCAUGAAGAAACAAAACCACAGGCAUUUGCCUGAGUCUCCAGGUGCUUGUAAGAUUGUCUCAGAUAAUAAAGAGUGUUUUAGAAUGAGAUCUUUUUAAGGUGAAAUUGCUGCUGUGAAAACUCAGUUCUUGCCAAGUUGUCCCUACAAAAGCGAUUGAAAUAAAAUGUGUUUUUUCUGUAUAA